UGCAGUGCAAAAGAAAUACCCAAGUCACGUGCAUUUGCCGCUUUGGGUGGUGACCAAGAUUUUGUCUCGUAUAGUAUCGGGGAGUUUCAUUAUGGCCAGUUUUCGGCCUCUAAUGGAAAUAUAUUUAUCAUGGCCAGCGCCGGAAAAGGCAGGAGGGUGCGGGAAAGGAGAUACUUCAGUCUCCGUGUAUUCAUCAGCGGCUGUCCCCACCUGUCGGCGCGUGAGGUGCUGUGA
Molecule: messenger RNA, 234 nt
Organism: Postia placenta MAD-698-R-SB12
Lineage: Eukaryota; Fungi; Basidiomycota; Agaricomycetes; Polyporales; Adustoporiaceae
Exons: 2
Source: RefSeq, a predicted model, not a curated record